This is a messenger RNA of Closterium sp. NIES-65, 573 nucleotides long. Lineage: Eukaryota; Viridiplantae; Streptophyta; Zygnematophyceae; Desmidiales; Closteriaceae. The record is from the annotation of a GenBank genome assembly.
AUGCGGGUGCUGGAGCUGCUGGUCCUGGAGGUGCUCGUACUGGAUGCGCUGGAGCUGCCGGAGCUGGUGGUGCUGCUGGUGCAGGAGGUGCUGGAGGCACUAGAGGUGCUGGAGCUGCUGGUUCUAGAGGUGCUCGUGCUGGGGGUUCUGGAGCUGCCGAAGCUAGUGGUGCUGCUGGUGCUGGAGGUGCUGGGGGUACUGGAGCUGCUGGAGCUGGUGGUGGUGGUGCUGCUGGAGGUGCUGGAGGUGCUGGAGGUGCUGGAGCUGCUGGUCCCGGAGGUGCUCGUACUGGAGGUACUGGAGCUGUUGGAGCUGGUGGUGUUGCUGGUGCUGGAGCUGGAGACCCUGGAGCUGGAGACCCUGGAGCUGGGGGUGCUGGCGCUAGGGGUGCUGGAGCUGUCAGUACUGAGCUUCGUGAGCCUGCGUCUCAUCCUGCCUCGCCUGUUCACGCUGUUUGCAGUCGUAGGCGUCCUCCUCCUGUCCCUGACACUCACACUAUGGCACUUCAUCCUUCCUCUAUUGCACUUCGAGUUCCCCUGCCAUCUCCUCCUGCGUCCUCUCUUCCCGACUUAG